GUCAUUGAAACUGCCGGGGACAAAUCCAUGCAAGUGAAGUAUGAAAUGUCCAUGAAGAAUCAGAUGUAUGGGAAGAGUGGGGACUUCAUCAAGGGGCGAGAACUAUUCGCGAUGAUUCUGGUAAGUUUCAAGUCGCCAGACCACACUGAAGUUCUUUACAAUUCCCAUCACCUAUAUGUAUUCAAUUACUAUGGAGAUGACCAGCUUGAAGCUUUCUACAACAAAUGGCUUGACAUAGUGUACAACAUGAAACAAGAUGAUCGUCCAUCUCUCAACUCACUACGUGACACCUUGUUCCGGAAGAUUGAACAUUCAAAACUUAUGCAUUUUGACAUCAGCCGAUAUCGAACCUUCGAUGAAGGGCAUCCUCAAAAAACCUACGAUUUCCUGAUCACCAUGAUCAAAGGUUACAUCGCACGAGGGAAACAAGAACGACUGUUAAAGGAAAGAGAGCGUGCAGUCAAAAUCUCAUUGACCUCUACCAAGACAACACCAGCCUUGGAAGAUGCAGAAAAGCCUACCGCUCCCAUCAAGACCAAGAAGGAGAACGUGGCAGCAGCCUCAUCUACUGAUGAUCCACCCAAAGGAAGACCUAAAGCAAAGGCGAAGAGUGAAGCUGCCUCAGUCCUUCCAACGCCUUCUCCAAAGUCACAUGCCGACAAGAACAACAAGAAAGGCAAAGGUGGGAAGGGAAGAUCAUCUUCACCCGUUGACAAGAAGAAGAUUUUCUGCAAUUACUUCUUCAACAAAG
Messenger RNA from Cladocopium goreaui, 751 nucleotides. NCBI's taxonomy places the organism in Eukaryota, Dinophyceae, Suessiales, Symbiodiniaceae. The record is from the annotation of a GenBank genome assembly.